This is a messenger RNA of Anopheles nili, 444 nucleotides long. RefSeq lists its product as uncharacterized. NCBI's taxonomy places the organism in Eukaryota, Metazoa, Arthropoda, Insecta, Diptera, Culicidae. The record is from RefSeq and is a predicted model, not a curated record. The coding region runs from base 41 to 265 and encodes 74 amino acids. The transcript has 2 exons.
GGAAAACAAAACAUCGGUCUCCGUAGGAUAUUGAUUUACCAUGAAGAGACAGUCAAGGAAUGUGUUACUUGAUAGACUGCACCGUGGAGUCGUGUACACGUGCAUGGGGCUAACGUUGUACGGCACCUAUAUGCUGGGGGCUCGUGUUUACCGGUAUUUCACCGUGAUAAAACCAGCUCGACAAGCGGAAGAGCUAAAAAUGUUGGAAACUGGUGCAGCAAAACAGGCACCCUCCUUGGAUACUGCCCCGACACUUACCUCGUAAUGGCGUGCUGUCCUCGCAAAUCUAGUUUGUUAGCGUUCGAUUUACAAAUAUAUUAUAUAAUUAUCCAUCAUGCUUAACUAAACAACUUGUGCUAAUAAACCGACGACACACAUCCAAAAGUUAAAAAUUCAUUUGAAGCUUGAAUAAAUGUAUUACAAGUGCAUCCAAGUAUCGACAAG